Molecule: messenger RNA, 1179 nt
Organism: Peniophora sp. CBMAI 1063
Lineage: Eukaryota; Fungi; Basidiomycota; Agaricomycetes; Russulales; Peniophoraceae
Source: the annotation of a GenBank genome assembly
AUGGACUACGACCACGACCGUAAAUCCGGCGUCUCCUCCUUCUACGGCGACCGCCGACCGUCCUACGACGCCCUCCACAACCCCGCCGCCCCAAACGCGCCCACACACCGCGCCCGCGCCGACUCCUCCUCGUCGUUCUUCAACCCCAACGCCGGGCUCCCUCCCGGCGCAGGAGGAGGCGCGGGAUAUAAUCGACAGAGUUACUAUGAUGUUGGGCGGCAGGAGCCGGUGAAGGGGAUGGGCUACGCCGACGAUCCGGCCGAGCCGGCGGGGGACGAGUGGGAUGUGUAUGCCGAUUUUAAUAAUGCGGGGCCGAGGUAUAGUACGGCGUUUGGGAUGGGGAAGAACGAUGCGAGUUACCGACCGAUCAACUCGCCGCAACCAUCGUCCUACUCCCAAAAGGGACCGCACAUCGACGAGCCGCAGACGCCAGGAGGGAACGUCGAGCUCGUGACGGUACCGGCGCUCGGCCCGGAAUGGAAGGCGAGCGAGUUGCGGGAUAUGACGAGUGCGGGGAGGAGGGAGAAGAAUGCGGAGAGCAGGAAGAUGUACUGGAAGGAGUUUAAUCGCGGGGAGCGCGGGCUGUUUGGCGUGAGGUGGCUGGGGAAGCGGUUUAUCGUGUUCUUCUGCUUUGGGUUUCUCGUUGCAAUCGGGAUCGUACUGGCCUUCACAAUCCCGCGCGAGCCCUCCUUCCUCUUCAACAACAACAAGCCCCUCCAAGGCGCAACCGGCUGGUGGAACUCGUCCAUCCCAACACAAUUCUCCCGCUCGCCCACGAACUUCUCCUUCCCCGCCUUCGCCGACAUCCAGGUCAACACCAACGAGAACUACCUCCCGCUCACGUUCAGCAAGCUGGACGCGACGGUGUACGAUCUGCAGACGACGAAGCAGGUCGCGUUCGGGAAGCUGAAUAAGACGACGGUGCCGGCGAAGGAGUAUACGAGCUUGCAGAUCCCGUUGAAUUUUACUUAUUCGGCGGUCAAUACGAGCGAUCAGACUUGGACGCAAUGGCACGACGGUUGCGAGAACAAGGGUAUCUCUACGAACGGUACUCGACCAGCUGUACAAUUCCGGCUCGUUCUCGAGAUGGCUAUUCAAGGUCUCAUCGGCACGAAGUCGGUUUCGACUACGGUCACGAACGCGAACUGCCCUAUCGAGCUCCCAAUGAACGCGUCGUAG